Molecule: messenger RNA, 1221 nt
Organism: Manduca sexta (tobacco hornworm)
Lineage: Eukaryota; Metazoa; Arthropoda; Insecta; Lepidoptera; Sphingidae
Product: odorant receptor 4
Exons: 7
Coding region: 1-1221 (406 amino acids)
Biological process (GO): sensory perception of smell; detection of chemical stimulus involved in sensory perception of smell
Cellular component (GO): plasma membrane
Molecular function (GO): odorant binding; olfactory receptor activity
Source: RefSeq, a predicted model, not a curated record
AUGUCUAAUCUGAUGUUUGACCAAUCAAUGAGUAAAAUAGAGAUUUUGUUCAGAAUUACUGGCAUCAACAUUACCAGUAAAGGAACACCUAAUACUAGAAAAAACCGGAUCAUCUAUAUCCUAAAUUUUAUUUUACUAAACACUGAUGUUCUUGGUGCUGUAUGUUGGUUCAUAUCAGGACUGUUGCAUGGAAAAAACCUGACCCAACUAACCUAUGUAGCUCCUUGCGUUACUCUUAGUUUUCUUGGAGACUUCAAAACAAUAUUUCUUGUCCUAUACGAAAAAGAUAUCAAUCAGCUCAUUCAGAAUUUGAGAAAGAUGGAACUCAGGGAAAAAACCCGCGAAAGAACUGAUGCUAAAGAUGCAAUGAUAAAGAAAGAAAUGAAUUUUCUUAACGCUGUAGUAAAUGUUUCGUAUGUUUUGAAUAUACUUCUGUUGGUGGCUUUUGCGAUUAAUCCUUUAGUUCUGAUGGGUCUGAAGUACAUGAAGACUGGGGAGUUGGAGUUCUUGUUGCCAUUUCUUAUUGUGUACCCAUUUAAUGCUUACGAUAUCAAGGUUUGGCCCAUGGUGUAUAUACGGCAGAUAUGGUCAGAAGUCGUUGUCGUGCUGGACGUUUGCGUUGCAGAUUUUAUGUUCUACAUCUUCUGCACGCACAUAACGAUUCAAUUCCAACUCCUGCAACACAAAAUAGAGAAAAUCAUCGACACGCCAAAGAAUAUCAACACAAAAAUUCUUUACAACGAACAUUUUCGAACAAAGCUCAUUGAAAUAAUCAAAUGGCACCAGGAACUUAUUUGGUCCACAAAUCUACUAGAAACAAUUUAUACAAAGUCUACGCUGUACAAUUUCGUAUCCAGUUCUAUAAUUAUUUGUCUUACUGGAUUUAAUGUGACGGCAAUUAAUGAUAUUGCUCUGGUGAUAUCGUUCCUGACGUUCCUCUUCAUGGGUUUGCUGCAAAUAUUCUUCCUCUGUUUUUUCGGAGACAUGUUGAUGAAGGCUAGCAUGGACGUUAGUGAUGCUGUUCAUAAUUCUUAUUGGUAUUUGGCACAUCCAAGGAUCGGCAAGCAUUUACUUUUAGUUCAAACUAGGGCCCAGAAACCAUGCAAGCUGACAGCGUCCGGCUUUGCUGACGUCAACCUCAGGGCUUUUAUGAAGAUUCUAAGUACUUCGUGGUCAUACUUCGCUUUACUGCAAACUCUCUACAGCCCACCUCGAGAGUGA